UAAAAAUAAGUUUAAAGACUAACUGAUAAAACGUCCUUACUAAGUGUGUUAACACAGAAAUUCAAAAUGGCUUUUUAUAAUUACAUUUUUGUAUUUGUUGUUUUUUUCUUGAUGAAUGGUGGAAUAAUGAAACCAGUUGUUGCUCAACAAAUUGCAACGAAAGAUGAUGAUAUUUUGAAAACUGUGUUACAAGAGCUAAAAGUUAUCAAAAAUGAAUUAAACAACUGCAAAAGCUCCAACAGUAAACUUCAAGACGAGGUCAAAAGAUUGAAAGACGAGAUUGACAGGCUUCAUGUAAAGCAUAGGAUUCAAUUAAAAAUGAUUACUGAACAAAAACGGGAUAAUAAAGAUACACCAUCCUGCUAUAACACACAAAGUCCUUCUCGUGUGGCAUUCACUGCCUACUUGGACCACCACAUGACCCACCUAGGUGACAACCAAGCGAUUGUCUACAAUAAAAUUCUUCUCAACGCUGGUGAAGCAUACAAUAUACAUAACGGUAUGUUUACAGCUCCGAUAUCUGGGGUUUACAUAUUUUCGUGGUCGUGCACCGCUCGACGAACGGGUUCUUCUUUUGACAUCUGGGUCACUCUUGUUGUUAAUUCAGCAACGCAGACGACAGCUGUUGCCGAAAGUCAAAGUACAUACUACGAUCACCAAGGCAGCAGCACUGUCAUUAUCCAUGUAAACAAGGGUGACAUUGUAUGGACGAAGAGAUUGUCAAGCGGCGGUGCCGAGAUACACUCCGAGACAGAGAGACGAGUAAGCAGUUUUACAGGGGCUUUGCUAUCCUCCGACGCCUCGUUGACAUAACUUUGAUAUGCCAAUUUUAAAUGGAAGUACCGAAAUCAACAUUUGAUUUUCACUACAAGUUUUUGUAUAUAAUGCUAGAAUAGUUUUUGAAUGCCAUUUGAAGUGUGGAGAGUAUUUCACCAAGUUACACCAGAUUGGUGUUUGCAUGUAAACUAUAGGUUCAUUAACAAAUAAUCAAAGCCUUCGCGUUGUUUAUCGUCUAAUUUACCACGGUUCAGAGUUCAGAUGCGUAGGAAUUGAACCACGAGGGCGUUAGCCCGAGUGGUUAAAUACUGAAGCAUCUGAACGAUGAACCGUGGUAAAUUAGACGAUAAAUCACAAGAAGGUCUUGAUUGUUUUCAUUCUGACAUACACGUCAAUAUAUUUCAAUAAUCAUUAUGCUGGAAUUCAUUUACGAAAGGAGUAAUGUAUCGGACGUCAGGCGGCUACAUGACGUCAAAAUUGACGUCAUAAUGCUCUCUUACCGGUCCGUGCGUCAACCUUUGUUUAUCGCAGGAGAUAUUGCGUUUCAUUUUCUUCUUUGUUUAACUGGAAAUCAAUUCGAGCCAUGUUAGAAUGUUACAUAUAAAACCAACACAAUUGCUAUUUUAUAUUCAUAUCAUUUCAUUGGAUGAAACCAAAUUUUACUCAAAUUACUCGUACUGUCUAAGACAACGAAAUGUUAGGAAUAUAAUAAUCUGUCACUGGUUGUAGAUGCAGAUAGUAAUGUCCGUAACGGAGAGCAACUAUCAAGAUAUUUGAUAUUUAUAUUUAGGUAACGUGUAAACAUGUCAUUAAUGCUGCAAUCGUUAGUUAUCAUUAAAAGCACGAGAGUCAUCUGACAAAGGUGGGUACCAAAUGGUUUUUGUCGAUACAUGUAAAGUCACCGGAAACGCCGGUCCAGUAUGCAAGAAUACGAUAAUCUGUCACUGGUUGUAGAUGCAAAUGGAUAUAUCCGGCUCGAGGGUAACUGCUUUGGCGGUAGCGCAGCACUGCCGAGUUACCGCCAAACUGUGACCCGAGAACCGGAUUUUCCCAUCUGCAUCAACAACCAGUGGAAGAUUAUUUUCAUGCAUACCGUAUUUAACAUAUCAUAGAAUAAAUAAAGCAAAACGAUAUAAUUUCUUUGUGUCUCUCUUUCUUAUAAUAGCGUAUUUAAAAGAAACGUCCGUCAACAGACGUGACGUCAUUAGUUCCGUUUAAGUUUUAUCAUUUGUAGCGUUACGUUAUGUUGUUACCGUAAAGUGACUUAUUUUGAAUUCUAAUAUGGCUAACAAUGCUUUAAUCAUCACAACGAUGUUAUGUUGACGUCACGUCAACGUGAUAUUUAGCGCCAGGUACGCAUCAAGAAAUAGCGCUUUCAAAUUUCAUGAAAUAUUUUAAUAACAUGUUUUAAACGAAAUGUCACAUUGCACAAAUGUUUUGAUUAAUUUAUACACGUACUGAAUUAGUUAUUCGCUUUGCUGAAUAAUUCGCAAUAAUUUUCGCUCGAACUGAAUUCUGCCGCAAGACGUAUUACCGUUUCCGGUCCUGGCGUGUUUUCACAAAUACCUACUAUUGGCGCCAUGCUUGCGCGAAGAAACAGUUCCAUCAUAUUUGAUAUAAAUCUUACAAUAAAGAACAUAUUAGAAUCGAAAUAAUUUAUAGCAAAACAGUGCUUUAUCACUAUUUAUACACUCGGGCGGUUAUACGUCGCCCGAAAUAUACCGGUUUUGCCGGCGUGAGAAAAAUCACCGGAAACGUCUUGCCGGUGUGCAAGAAAAACUGCAAAAGUUCUAUUAAUUCAAAACUUUCUUAACAUUUUGAUAAGAAGAGACGUGUUUUGUUAUCAUCUGUAAGAAGUAAUGUUCUUGUAAGUACUGAUUUUAUCAAUAACCAAAAAAUGUUUG
Mercenaria mercenaria is the source of this 2681-nucleotide messenger RNA. RefSeq names its product complement C1q-like protein 4. Bases 67 to 813 code for a protein of 248 amino acids. The record is from RefSeq and is a predicted model, not a curated record. The transcript is spliced from 2 exons. NCBI's taxonomy places the organism in Eukaryota, Metazoa, Mollusca, Bivalvia, Venerida, Veneridae. Gene Ontology annotation, molecular function: protein binding.